This is a messenger RNA of Kwoniella mangroviensis CBS 8507, 1305 nucleotides long. RefSeq lists its product as uncharacterized. Gene Ontology annotation, biological process: regulation of transcription by RNA polymerase II. Gene Ontology annotation, molecular function: transcription coactivator activity. Bases 1 to 1305 code for a protein of 434 amino acids. The record is from RefSeq and is a predicted model, not a curated record. Gene Ontology annotation, cellular component: SAGA complex. NCBI's taxonomy places the organism in Eukaryota, Fungi, Basidiomycota, Tremellomycetes, Tremellales, Cryptococcaceae. The transcript is spliced from 3 exons.
AUGUCAUCAUCAAAUACACCCAACCUUCACCCAUCUUCCUCGAUACCUGCACCGGUUAUACCCAAACCUAUCCCGUUCGAGAGGAUAGAUACCCAUUCUAUCAAACAGCAAUUACACGAUGUAUUGGGGGAAGAUGGUCUGCCGUACUGGAAAGCACUCAAUGGGUAUCUUUUAGGUCAGCUGGCGAGAAGCGAGUUGGAGGGAAUGGUGAGAGGAUGGUUCAAAGGGGAUAAACUGGAAUUACAUAACACUCUCCUUCUAUCUCUCCUUAACAAUGCCUCGAUUCCACCAACCCUCUACACGCCAAUACCAACUACCUCUUCCGCCCGUAAACGGAAGAGGGUAUCAUAUGAUGAUGUAGAGUACGACGUGGAUGAAGAGGCCAUUCAGCCGAAAUCGAGAGUCAGUCAGUGGUUAUCUGGCUUGAACGGUAGAGAGAGAUUAAGGAUCAAGAGGUCGGUUUUGGGUAAAAAUGGUACGGGUGGAUUGGAAGAUGGGCCAGGAGCGAAUGAGCCGACAACGGGAAUGGGUGGCAGGAGGAUGUCAACUUGGGUGGGACAGAAUACUUUCUUACCACCAUCCACAUCCAACCCAACCCGUCACCUCCCGUCCUCAGCCCAGCUUUCCCUCCAACUCGCGCAAUAUGCCAAAAUACACGGACUCGGUCUAGCGCCAGACUCGACAGCCGAGAUUGGUGAAUUUCUGGCAGUGGGAUUGGACUCGCAUAUACAAGAUAUGUUAUAUGGCUUGAUUCAACUUACUGGACAUGAUAGACCUGGAAUCAGUACGAUUAGGUUACCAAAGGGUAAAGACCAUCGCAACGGAGAUGGGGACAAAGAAAGUGAUAAUGGAGUACUUUCAAAGAUGAAGAGAGAGGAACCAGAUGAGCAAGAUGAAUCACCUAAAGUCGAUUUAAAUUCAUUGAAUCAUUUGUUAAUGCUGAAUCCUACUUUGAAUCCUACAAUCUCACCGUCUAUAUACAAGUUGAAAUCUGGACAGAUAUCAUCAACCCAAAAUACAAGCACUUCAACUUUGUUAAAAGAUGACAAAACGAAUAGUCAGACAUCAUCGCCGGUGACUUCAACAUCGAAUCGAAAUCGAAAUAAUGACAACAUCAAUGGUAAUAAACCAAGAUCCGAGGUUAUCACCAAUCGAUUAUUAGAGAACAGUCUAUUGAAAUUAGAUAACAUCACUACUACCGCUCCCGGAGCUGGCGCAGGUGCAGAUCAGAAAAAGGAAAAGAAACAUACGAGUCAUUGGAAGUAUGAAGAUCCAGCUGUAUUACUCAAAGAUUUCUUGGGAUAG